CCAAAUCCAAACAGCCUCUUAAUUUCUCCACCAAAGGAGGAAAUCGGCACCUUAUUCUCGUAUUUUCUUACUGUCCACCCGAAGCCUUGCGCCCUGCCAGUGAACCCGGAGCAAAUCCUUCACCACCACACCAACCGCCACGUUCUUCUUCGAAGACGCCGCCGCCUUCCAAGUACUCCAUAGACGAUAUUUCUGUCUACGCACGGCCAAGCACAACAAACUCUAGCUGUCACAGCCCAGCCAAGCGACCCACCGUCGUAUUUUCUUACUGUCCAAUCUCCUCCAAUCUUGAAGUAAGGGUUCCUAUGGCGACCAUAAGAAAUCUGAAAAUCAAGUCAGGGACUUGUAAACGAAUUAUUAAGGAGUUGCAUUCAUAUGAGAAAGAGGUUGAGAGAGAAGCUGCCAAAACAGCAGACAUGAAAGAAAAAGGAGCCGACCCUUAUGACCUUAAGCAACAGGAGAAUGUGCUUGCUGAGUCAAGGAUGAUGAUUCCUGAUUGUCGCAAGCGCCUAGAGGCCUCAUUAACUGACCUGAAAGGAACUUUGGCCGAGCUUGAGGAGUCAAACCAAAAGGAUGCCCCAGAAAUCCUGGAAGCACAAAGCACUCUAGCGGAGGUUGAGCAGUUGUUUCACACAACUGAAGCUUAAUGUUGUUGGGGGGCUUUCAUCAGUAGUGGCAGUCAGUGAAGGGAGUUUGAGUCUGUUUUCGUUUGCUUUCAUCCGAAGUUGUUCCCUCUUCGUUCCUUUCAUGGGGGCUAAGAGUGAGAUAAGAUAACAAUGGAAACAACUGGUGAACAAAAACAAUUGCGCCGAAUACUUACCUGGAGCCAUUAGGUUGUUUGUGUGAUGUUUAAUUUUAGAUAUCAAUACGCUGUUUUACUUGAUA
Carya illinoinensis is the source of this 885-nucleotide messenger RNA. RefSeq names its product tubulin-folding cofactor A. The record is from RefSeq and is a predicted model, not a curated record. Bases 306 to 647 code for a protein of 113 amino acids. Gene Ontology annotation, biological process: post-chaperonin tubulin folding pathway; tubulin complex assembly. Lineage: Eukaryota; Viridiplantae; Streptophyta; Magnoliopsida; Fagales; Juglandaceae. Gene Ontology annotation, cellular component: cytosol; microtubule cytoskeleton. The transcript has 5 exons. Gene Ontology annotation, molecular function: beta-tubulin binding.